Messenger RNA from Anneissia japonica, 4151 nucleotides. RefSeq lists its product as uncharacterized. The record is from RefSeq and is a predicted model, not a curated record. The coding region runs from base 25 to 2790 and encodes 921 amino acids. NCBI's taxonomy places the organism in Eukaryota, Metazoa, Echinodermata, Crinoidea, Comatulida, Comatulidae. The transcript is spliced from 5 exons.
GAUUAUUAAAAGGACAAGACCAACAUGGGGUGUAGGUCUUCUAAAUGUACAAAUGUGAUUACGUCUGAACAGUCACCAAGUUCGAAAGACGAUCGUGGUGGCCAUAAAACAAAACAUAAUAAAAACCAGGAAAAAACACUUGAAAGCAAUAAGGAUGCUCAACCAUCACAAACACAAACACGUGAACUGGAUAACAAAGUUUCGACGACCGGCAAUAGGAAGAACAUUGGGCCUACUGAUGGAAGUAAAGACACAAAUGAACUCGUCCUUUAUAAUGAGGUGUGCAAAGCUUUUCCAAGACCAGCACCACCUCCAGUUGAUGCAAAGGUUGAUCUGAACGAGUUCUUUUCGCCAGAACUAAAAGCCAUCUACCCUGGAUUCGAUGCUAUGACACGUCUUGAUGAUCAUGUUGAAAAGACACCAAAACCACUGAAGCAAAACAUUAAACGUUUAGUGGAAUAUCUUUUGGAAAUCACGUCAACGGAGUACGAUAAGGCACGCGUUAUAAUACGCUGGGUUGCGACCAACAUCGCGUAUGACAUAAACUUCUUGAACACUGGUAACCGUCCGGACUCUUCAGCUGCACAAGACGUGUUGAUAGAGGGCUCUGCUGUCUGCGAGGGAUUCGCAAACUUAGUAUUGGAAAUGUGCCAGCUUGCCGGCUUAACCUGUGAAAAAAUCAGCGGUCUAGCCAAGGGAUCUGGUUAUAAGAUUGGUGAUGAUCUGGUCAAUGGAGAAAAUUCGAGUAAGUUGAGACACGCCUGGAACCGGAUCAAGAUAUCAAACAGGUGGUUUCUAUUUGAUGCCACCUGGGCAUCUGGACACUCAAACAAAGUGAAUGGAAUCUACAAUUACACAUUCCAAUGGGAUGAGGGUUACUUCUUAGUUCCACCAGACACGCUGCGUUACUCUCACAAACCAGACGACAGUACCUUUUCAAUGCUUGAACAGCCGAUAACUGACGUAGUCCAAUGGACAAACGAGGCACGUGUGUUUCCUUCAGGCUGUUUAUUUAAGAUGUCAAGUGUUACACCACCUCUCACCGAUGGGUGCAUUAAGACGGAUUCAAAUAGAGUACGACUUCAAUUUCGCAGUACUUUUAACAUGAACUUAAGAUAUGCCUUGAUAGAUGACGCAACAGACGAACAUGCAAAAGAGUCUGUAGCAUGUAUUACAAAUAAGAAUCAUUCAACGUUGUUGGUUCGUCUUCCACGAGCUGGAUCGUACAGAGUUGUAAUUUUCGGUGAGCCCGUAAAUUUGUCAGAGCGUUCAAAGAAAAUGAUCGAAAAUACGUUGUUGAGCUUUAAAGUACACACGACAUGCAUCACAGGUUCGCAGCCAUUUCCUGAAUUCACUAGUCUCUUAGGAUCACUUCCUGCUUUCACAGAUGCUGGGUUUAGAUCCUCUGUCAACUUCCCUAUCAUUGAAACAGGAGAUGGGUAUGCUAGGUUUACAGUUCACAGACCAGGAGGAGAGCCAAUACGAUUCAAAUUUAGGGACGCAAAUGGAACUGAACUUGGUGAGUACAUAUUUGGAGAUACCUAUCCAGAAAAAGUCGUCUUUAAUAUUAGAUGUCCGAAGAAGGGGGAAUAUUCGUUGAUACUUUUUGCCAGAUUUAACGAUGAUCUUGUUGAUAAAAAUAAAUUUAAGCCAGGUGCAACAUAUCUGAUACUGAACAAGAAUAAGCGAGGAACACCCAUACUACCAUACCCCUCUAAAGUCCAAUGGGGACCAACUGACAACUUGUCAAAUUUCAACAUAUCGUUACAGCCCCAAAAAGGCGCUGAAAUAACGUGCAAUAAAGAAGAGGCCACUUUCGAACUAGGCCUAAGUUCCAAUGAACAGAUCAAUAUUUCUUACAAAUUUAAUACCAAGGAAGAUAAAGCAAUAACAAGUAGGUGGGUUUGUGCCGAAACCAACUGGCGUGAAAAGGAUGUGAUUUUGCGAUUUCGAUUUCGUGUACCCGUCUCUGGAUUUCACGAAUUUAAUAUAUUUGCGGGAAAAGGUGGAGCGAAAUCUAAUGAUUUGAUAGGAUGUUGGUUAAUUAACGUUGUUAAUCCGUUUGAGGGAGACUUAUUCAUUGGCAGUACAAAUGUACCAUGGGGACCUAACGUUGCCAAAAUGAAGGCAAAUGAUUUACAAGUUCUAUCACCAACAUCUUCUACAAUUUACUCAAGUGAAAAAGAGUCCACGUUGAUUAUCGCAUCGAAGAUGAAAAGGCGUACAGGAAUUAUUUUCAAUCUGAAAAAUGAUUCAGGUAAUGAUAUGUACGAAUACGUUUUAGCAGAUUCUGUUAAACAAAAUGACGAAACGGUUUUAUACAAAAUUCGAUUUCAUCCACCAGAGUCGGGAUUUUACAGUUUUGAUCUAUUUUGUGUAAGUGGCGGUCAUCUAGGUAGUUGGAUGAUAGAUGUUCGGAAAUCGAAAAAACUGGAACUUCCAUCGAAUGAUAAAAGACCCUGGGGUCCUGUACAAAACUUCUAUGACUAUGGAUUCUUGGUAGUAGAGCCAGAGUCGGCCAUUCUUACCACUAAUUUGUCAACUGAGUCAAAAUUAACUAUUGCUACAGAUCAAGGGAAAAUACUUGGAAAGUUACAUUUCCAGGAUCAAGAGGAUAAUUUAAAGGAUUGCUUUGAUAUUGAAUAUUUCACAAAUGAUGAGAAAUUGAAGAAAAUUGUUAUAACGUUCAAGUUACCCCAGAAAGGCUAUUAUAAAUUCAGUUUAUAUGUAUCAAGUUCAGGGCAGGGGACGUUUGAUUACGGUGGAGGUUGGCUGUUACAUUGUGUAUGAGAAAAUCCCCGAUCACGUUCAUCGCCAAUGACAUACCAAGUAAAACAGUAGUGUGUGUGUGUGUGUGUGGGUGGGUGCGCGCACAUGAGUGCCAACGAAAAUUGCUUGUAGGCCCUAAUUACCACAUUAUGUUGUCUGUGUAUAUGUAUUCUAUACUGACCAACCGCUCAAAGUUAUCAGUAAAUUAACUAUUUUGAGUGUUUCAUUCACAGUAUAGGGACCUCCCUUAGAAGGACCACAUGUCUAUAAUAUCUAAUACUUAAGGCUAAAAUAUCAAGAUUUAUUAGAAAGGUUUUGAAAAACUCAUUAAAUUAUCUUCUUGAUUCCUUCAUUUUUCAUGUGACGGAUGAAAUAAGUUCUAGUUGUAUUUGACAUGUAUGCAUAAGAAAUUUAAUCUGAAAUUGAACUUCAUUCUUCAGAUUAUUGAUUUUAUAUUGUAUUUGUCAGGACCAAUUGCCAAACAUAUUUAUGCUUUACUCAUAUUGCGUACAUUUGGCAUAACUUACUUAUCGAUUAUAAAGGCAUUACAAUUUAUAAUUUAAAUUUAAUAUUUUUAUAUGCUUAAUUACUAAAGACUAGACUUUUUGAUGCUCAUAACUUUGAUGCAAUUUGAAAAUAUUCUUAUACGAGAUGAUUGAUAGUACUGUACUAUAUAUAUUAUAUCCAUGUUACCUUGUUUUGAAGGUACUCUCCUUAAAAGUAAUUCACUUUAGUUUUAGGUUAUCCCCAGCCACUCUUGCCUAAUGUUACGAUGGCAAAAUAAAGUAUUAGAACAUAAUUUACUGAAAUUAAACUUCCGUUUACAAACAAUAAAUACACAUUGAGACUUGUCUCAUCAGAAUAAUGAUUAUUUUAUUUAAAAGUGAUUUUAUAUAUAUGUUUUAAAAUGACAUUAUCCUGUACAGAAAAAACAAAUUGUAAAAUUGUUCUUUUCAGAACGUUAGUAUUUCCCAUCUAAACAAGUAGUGUAUACUGUCCUACAUAUUUACUAAUUAUUAUUAUCAUGUUACUCCAAUUUUGAUAUAUUGUAUGUACUACAUAAUGGUGCUUUUUAAAAAAGUGGAUGGGAUGGUCUCCUGGUGGACUGAGCAAAUCAAAUAAUAAUAAUAAUAAUAAUGAUGAUGGUCGAUUAAAUCCGGGCACUCCUGCGCACAACGGUCAUCGGCCGACGCGAUUCUAUGCAGAACGCAACAACACUUUUUUUUAUUAAUGAUCUGUUCAGAGUGCGAAGUUCGUACCAUGGAGGUAUAAAAACAUGGUGGUACGAUGCAGUAAUAAUAAUAAUGCCAUCUUAUUAGGCGCACAUAUCCAUCUCUUGGUAGAGCUGCUCGCGGCGCCAUUUUCCACCUGCAGAGUGUACA